AUGCUGGUGUUGAUAGUGGGACUUGACGGGACGCGCCAGCUCGAGGCCGCCAAGAAGCUGCUUGCUGAUGCCGGUGCCCUCGCCAUCAAGAUCGGGCUAAACUCGCACCAGUUUGCCAUCGCGCAUGGCAGGGACAAUCCCGUCGUGCAGGAGAGUUGGCGGAGGACGUGGUGGGAUCUGUUUGUUGUUGAUGGGAUGAUCGCGGGUGUCCACCGUGCGACCAACUUCGCGCUCUUUGACGUCCAGGCGGAUGUCCAGUUACCAUGUGAGGAGUGGGAAUACCAAUCAGGGGCAAUACCAGCGCCCAAAUCCCUCGCGGACUUGGAAUCCUACGACUUUUCCGACAGUGACAUCGAUGGAUUCUCCUCCUUCUCAUACCGAAUCCUUUGCGCGCGAAACCUCGGCAAGUUCUUCAGAUCUGACCCUAUAGUAGGACCUGAUGAUCCGAAUAUAUCCAAGAUCGAGGCACUACUCACACAUUGGAGGCUAAAUCUCCCCAACUCCAAGAAAGACCCAGUUGCCAUCGACGGCACAAUAGACGAGAUGAUGUUCCAGGCUCACAUGAUGAUCAACGCCACCUCGAUCCUCGUCCACUACCCUCACUCCCAGCUCAACCCGUCCGCGACCAAGCGCAUCGACUCCUGCGCCCCCAGCCAGCCCGUCACGCCCGGCUUCACCUACAACUCCCACACCAGGCACGUCAUCCACGCCGCCAACGAAAUAAGCAAGCUCAUCACCCCGUCGGACCUCCUCUGCCACACGCCCUUCUUCGUGUGCGUGGUGAGCCACGCGUCCAUCGUCCACAUCAACAGGUGGGGCUCGUACAUGCACUCCGAGGAGGACGAUGUGUUUUUGCGGCAGCAGAUCAGUCUAAAUAUAGGAGCGCUGAAUAGAUUAUCACAGGUCUGGGAAUCUGCCGGGGCCGCCAAGGAGCAGAUACGGAGUGUGGCGCAGGAGAUUAGCCAGUCGAGGAGACAGGAAGAAGACGAGAUACGAUCUGGGUUGUGGAAGCUUCCAGAAUUCUUAGCCAUGGUCUCUCAGGCCGUGACAGCUCCUUUGACGCGUGCGGCGACCUUCCUCAUUGUGUCUGCAGCGUCUCAGCCAUCAGCCAUCCCGACGAUCCGGGCAACCUUAUCCAGCAUCAGCGACAUCACCAAGAACAUCUCCAUCCGCCACCCGGACGGCAGACUCAGCUGCACCGUUGGCAUCGGCAGUUCCAUCUGGAGUCGCCUGACCAGCCUGCCCCAGCCGAAGGAGCUGCAUCCGUUCCAGGAGAUCCGCGGUGCAAAGCACACGGCCGUGUCCACGCCGGGUGACAUACUCUUCCACAUCAGGGCCGACAGAAGGGACCUGUGCUUUGAAUUCGAGAGGCAGCUGAUGCAGCGUCUGGGCAGCGCCGUGACGGUGAACGACGAGACUGUCGGGUUCCGAUACUUUGACGCCCGCGACCUGCUGGGCUUCGUCGACGGCACGGCGAAUCCCACCGGCACCGAAGCCACGGAGGCAGCCAUCGUGGCUCAGGAGGACGAACCAAGCUCGGCGGGGGGCAGCUACGUCGUCGUCCAGAAGUACCUCCACGACAUGGAAGGGUGGCAGGCCCUGCGGACCGAAGCGCAGGAAGCCAUCAUCGGGCGCACGAAGCUUGACAACGUCGAGCUCGACGACGCGCCCCCCCGGUCUCAGCAGUCGCACAAGUCCCUCGCCACGAUCGAGAUGCAGGGCGACGAGCGCGCCAUCGUGCGGGACAAUAUGCCGUUCGGGUCGCCGGGGCGGUCAGAGUUCGGGACCUACUUCAUCGGCUACUCGAGGAAUCUCUGGGUCACGGAGAAGAUGCUGGAGCGCAUGUUCGUUGGCGAGCCGCCCGGGAUGCAUGAUCGUAUCCUCGAUUAUUCAAAGGCCGUGCUUGGCGCGACAUUUUUUGCACCGUCGGACUUGUCAAGUAUUUGA
Molecule: messenger RNA, 1947 nt
Organism: Clonostachys solani
Lineage: Eukaryota; Fungi; Ascomycota; Sordariomycetes; Hypocreales; Bionectriaceae
Source: the annotation of a GenBank genome assembly